AUGCCCGGUUCACGUGAUGGCGUAGGCAUAGCAUAUACCAUCGUCGCCAUGGUCGCGGAACUCCCUCACCCCCGCCGAGUGGUCACCGGCCACGACAGCGCCAGCAAGGCCAUCUUUGUCGCAGACGGCGAGGUCCCCGCCGUGCCCAUUGCCGACACCAUCAACUUUGCCGUGCUCUACGAGACGCACGAGUUCCCCGCCGACAACGGCGAGUGGACGGACCCGGUCAAGAGGCGCACCGAGAGCCUGGCCAACAAGGACGGCGUCGUGCUGCGCGUGGUUGAUUUCAAACCGCGCAACAGGGCUCUGUUUCACCGUACGGAGUCGCUUGAUUUUGGCAUCAUUACCAAGGGAGAGAUUGUCUGCCGUCUGGACGACGGCGCCGAAAAGACGCUCCGAGCGGGCGACGUCUGCGUCCAGCGCGGCACCAUCCACAGCUGGGAGAACAGGACGGACGAGACCUGCCGCGUGACGUUUGUCCUGAUUGCGGCCAAGACAAUCAAGGAUUUGGACACGACGGGCUUUGUAGACGAGGAGAUGGCGACUGGAGGGGAGAACUAA
Messenger RNA from Cordyceps militaris CM01, 561 nucleotides. Its product is annotated as cupin 2 domain-containing protein. Lineage: Eukaryota; Fungi; Ascomycota; Sordariomycetes; Hypocreales; Cordycipitaceae. The transcript is spliced from 5 exons. The coding region runs from base 1 to 561 and encodes 186 amino acids. The record is from RefSeq and is a predicted model, not a curated record.